GUCUGCAUCCUGCUCCGGAGUUCGCUGCAACGGGCGUUGGAGGCCGCAGAGGCCCAAGUGCAGGAAGUGCUCGUGCACUUGCAGGAGCAGGAGGAUACUUCAACGGUCGACACGCAGAUUUUCUACACAAAUUUUCACAUGAUCUCGCCGAGCUUCCGGCCAGCGCUGGCCGUGCUGCUCCGGCACUCGCGGGCCCAACCGCAGUAUGCUGCAACGUUGGACGAGUUGGAGCGCUUCUUUGCGAUGCUGCGGCUACGCCUCGUUGCCGGCGCAGCCGCCGCGCACUGGGCGUCGCUUCGGGAGGCUGCCGGCAACCAACCGGGCUCACUGCCUCAGCUGGCAAGGCAGUCCGUCGCCUACUUGAUGGAUACCUCAUCACGAGAGCAGCGCUGCUUCGAGGCUUUCUUCACACCGCGUGCAACGCAGGAGGCACUUGAGGGCAUCUUCGCCCACCUCGGCACAUUGUUCCAGGAGGCUAUGCAGCCUGCCUGCGCGGCCUCAAGUUGGGUUGAUCUCGCAGCCACGGCUGAAGUGCUGAAGGCUGAAUUGGCCGAGCAGCGAGAGGCCUUGGCAUCGCGGACGCCUGUGCGCUCUUCGCUGGCAUCACUGCUGGGUGCCUCGCGAAGGCGUCUCUUUGCAGAGGCGCGAAGGGUGCUGCUGUCUGCCGACCUCAGCGACGACCUGUCAGAGUUCCAGUACCCUGAGGCAGUGUUCCAGGCCGCUGCGCGGCAGCCGAAGUCUCUGUCGCGACCGCUUGCGCUGCUUUCGGCCUCGUAUCAGGUGCUCGAGGUCUCGGACUUCGAAGCUCUGCUGGACAUCGUUGCAUCCAGCAGCCCUCUUUGGCUCCGCGGCACUGCAGAGAACAUCGGCAAGCGCGGCGCAGCGAGCGCCGGCUUCCACGGCCGCUUCUUCCUCCUCCGGAACCUCCUGGCGCUCCAGGAGCAGCUCGCCGCUUUUGAAGACGAUUCGCGAGUCCUGGGUGUUGGAGAGGCAGCGUUCCGUCGGGAGGACGAGUUCAGCUUGGCGCUGGAGAGGCAGAGUGCCUCGCAGCUCCGUCGCGGCCGCGGCCGCCGGGGCGCCGCGCUGCAGAGGCUGCUCGAGGAGGCCCCUUGGGAUCCCCUUGGGGGCACGGCCCGCCGGGCCGAAGCCGUGAGGAACACCACCACCUUCCCGACUGCACCAGUUCAGCAUCACCUGCCUCCGUUCGGCACCGACGUCUCUGGCCCGAAGGCCACGAACAAGUUCUGGGCCAACUGGGUGGUGGAAGAAGGACGUGGCCUGGCCAUCCACCCGAUGCCGUACGUCUUGCAGUUCGAAUCGCAGCCGGGAGAGGCACCCAACCUCAAGGUCUCUCGUAGCCAGUCUCCGCACAUCACCUAUGGAGAUUCUGAUUCUAAUGGCCGAGACAAGAUCCGCUAUUACUUUUCUCCCGUGAUCAACGAGUUCGGGCUGGGAGCCAUCGAAAACGCCGGCCAGGAGGGCCCUGUCAUCGUGAAAGAGGGCCUCUUCGGCAUCCACGUGGAGCUUCGGGGCCCGUCUGGGACGUCUCGGAAGAUGACCUUCCCCAUCUACAGUGGCAUGGCCUACGUGUCGGCCUUUUACGAGGGCGGCUUCACGCCCAAGAUCACCUCGCAAAGGGCCCUCCUCGGAGUCGAUCCGAUCCAGGAUGGUGUCUGGCGCCUGACAAACAACGGUGGCCGUGAGUUUCGCCUCUAUGCCAUUCUGUCAUCUGGUGAGUUUGCAGAUGGAACCUACCAGUUCAACAGUCAGGGUGAGAUGAACAAGCCUUUCGACGGAUGGCUGCGCCUGGCAGAGGUCCAGGUGGCCGGCGACGUUGAAGUGCUUGACCAGCAUGCUGGAGCCUGCUUCCCCGAGUCCAGAGUCCAGAGCGGAUAG
Messenger RNA from Symbiodinium necroappetens, 1896 nucleotides. The record is from the annotation of a GenBank genome assembly. Lineage: Eukaryota; Dinophyceae; Suessiales; Symbiodiniaceae.